Messenger RNA from Cajanus cajan (pigeon pea), 1504 nucleotides. RefSeq names its product 2-alkenal reductase (NADP(+)-dependent). Gene Ontology annotation, molecular function: 2-alkenal reductase [NAD(P)H] activity. NCBI's taxonomy places the organism in Eukaryota, Viridiplantae, Streptophyta, Magnoliopsida, Fabales, Fabaceae. The record is from RefSeq and is a predicted model, not a curated record.
UCUUCGACUGAAUAUGAUACGUUGUCUAUCCGUUAUCUUGAUACCGAUGGUGUGACUCGUGAGCACUGACGUGCAUGCAUAAAAGUCAAUAGCAAAGUCUGCAUGAACCGCCUGUGAGGAGAUAAAAUUGAAGAAUCACAUCUUGACCUGGUCCUUUGAUUGAUAUGAGUAUUCUUACCAACCUAUAAAUACAUUAUGAAAGGUGCAGCCUCUCAUCUCCAAAGCAUUCAACUUAUAAGAGCUGCCAAAAGAAAUUACGAUCAAUUCAACAACCCAAAAAUGGAAGAACAAGUAGGCAACAAACAGGUUCUGGCUUCAGGUCUCAUAACGGGUAAUCCAAAGCAAACAGACAUGUAUGUGCACACUUCUACCAUAACCUUGCAACUUCCUCCAGAGGCUUCAAAUGCUGUGCUGGUUAAGAACCUCUAUUUAUCCUGUGAUCCUUACAUGAGAGGAAGCAAAACAACAGCUAAAACUAGACUCUUCUAUUCCUUUUCUCCUAAUUCACCAAUAAUUGGGUAUGGAGUAUGUAAAGUACUGGAUUCCAAACACCCAGACUUCAAAAAAGGAGACUUGGUGUGGGGAGUUACAAAAUGGGAAGAGUACAGUAUCAUCACAACCAUGACUGAAAGCCUCUUCAAAAUUGAGCAUACAGAUGUUCCUCUUUCCUAUUAUACUGGACUUCUUGGUAUGCCUGGUAUGACUGCUUAUGCAGGUUUCUAUGAAGUUGGGGUCCCUAAGAAAGAAGACUACGUGUUUAUAUCUUCAGCAUUUGGUGCCGUUGGUCAACUUGUUGGUCAACUAGCAAAAUUGAUGGGUUGCUAUGUUGUUGGAAGUGCAGGAAGUAAAGAUAAGGUUGAAAUUUUGAAGAAUAAGUUCGGGUUUGAUGGGGCUUUCAAUUACAAGGAGGAACAAGACCUGAAUGCAACUUUGAAGAGGUACUUCCCUGAAGGCAUUGACAUUUACUUUGACAAUGUUGGGGGAGACAUGCUUGAGGCAGCCCUUCUUAACAUGAGAAGGCGUGGUCGAAUUGUGGUGGCUGGAAUGAUAUCACAAUAUGAUCUUGAUGAGCCUCAAGGCAUAAAGAACUUGGUCAAUAUCAUAUACAAGCAGAUCAAAGUAGAAGCCUACACGGUUUAUGAUUAUUAUCACCUAUAUCCCAAAUUCUUAGAUACUAUUUUGCCAUAUAUUAGGGAUGGAAAGAUAACAUAUGUUGAAGACAUAGCUGAAGGUCUUGAGAGUGGUCCAGCUGCAUUAGAAGCCAUGUUCAAAGGCCAUAGUGCUGGCAAACAAGUGGUUCAACUUGCUCAUGAAUAAUUUGUACAACCUCACUGUUUAGCCUUCUUUUUAGUUCUGAUUUGUGUGUGACUCUCAUUUUAAUAGGCUGUUUGAGCAAUAUACAGAUUUGUAUCUUGUGUAACGCAUCUACUAAUGAACAUAUAUAUUUCAUUUUUUAUUUUAUAAAUAAAUCCGUACCAAGUUAUCAAUCUCUACCUGAAAUUAA